Messenger RNA from Enterospora canceri, 687 nucleotides. NCBI's taxonomy places the organism in Eukaryota, Fungi, Microsporidia, Enterocytozoonidae. The record is from the annotation of a GenBank genome assembly.
AUGUUUGGGUUGCUCUCAUUGAUUGCUGUGGCUCUCUGUGAUGACGUGGAGUACGAGAACACGUCUCAGAACAGCACAGUUCUCAUAUUCGACGGAAUGCGGGGUAAGACAAUCAUAAAUGGCAAACCACUCUAUUUGGAGGCGGCGAUUCUCUACAAGUUCUCAACUGGGGGAGAUAAGACUAUGAUUAGGACGGUGAAUGAUAUCGAUCCUAAGGAUGUUACGCUUCCAAAGGACUACGAGGCAAAGAUGUCUGUCUUCAACGCAUACCACAACUCAAGCAAGAACAACUGGGAUGAGUUCACAAGCAAGGCAGGAAGCUACUGGAAAAUAGACGAAGUGAACAGGAAGGAGGCAACAAGGAAGAAGGGCCAGGCAAAGAUGUCAGACAGGGAGAAGAUAACAGCAGUGCUUGGAACACUUUAUGACAAGACAUUUGAGUUCGAUAUGGGCGAAAUGGAUUUCAGUGACGAUGAGACGUACGUUCUACAGUAUCAGGUUGUACAGGAUGUGGGGAAGAAGAGUACGAUGUUCUAUUCAAUGCCAUUUGUGUAUGUGAAGAGUGGAAACUACCUGGAACUGAAAGACGAUGAUAGCAACUGGGCUACAUCUUGGUGGGCUAUCACUCUCUACGUGUUGGGUGGGUUGUUGAUAAUUGGACUGGUUGUAACAGCACUCUCCAAAUAA